CUAAUCGCCACCACUCCGCCUUACCCACCUCGACUCACGCCUCCAGCGUCGCAACCACCGACACCACUUUCGAAUCAUCGACCUUAUUUGCGCACUGUCUUGCCAUCCAAGCCUAAUUACACCGAACACAUCGCUGUCGGCGCUUCUCCUGUUGUAUCAUAUCGUGUGAUUCUACCACGCGAUACCUACCAGCAGAUAUGGCUCCUUCACAAGUUUCGGCCCUUGGUCUGGCCCUUAAUGGCAAGUCCGCCUACGUCGACAUUCCAAAGCCUCGCGAUGCCAUUCAUGGCCGGGACAACUUCACUGCUGUACCGGCCUCCACCGUCAAGAAACACUCGGGGAUGUUGCUUACUCCUCCAAACUCCAUCUCUCCCGACCUCAAACCGCAGGGUCGCCGCCGCAACAGUCGCCACCAGGGACCGCUUUCUCCCAAGAGCACGGCAGUGGAUUCGGACAUAGAUUUGCACGACGCUGCAGAUAAGCCGACCGCCCUGAGCGCCGAGGCUCUUGACAGUCUCGGUGAUCUGGACAGUGCAGGCGCUAUCACUCCGAACAUGCUGGCCAAGCACCACCUCCCAGAUAUCCUCUUGUCUCACGGUCCACUGGCCAUCCGACACAUCAUGGGGUAUCUGACGACUUCUGUGCCCGGCUUCUCGCGCAUUACCUCCGCCAAAGCCCGUCGCUUGGUCGUGGCCGCGCUCGAGGGCAAAGGAGCAGGUAUGGAGAUGGCUGGUCGCGAUGGCGAUGUCAUCUUUGAAAAGGUGGGCUGGGGCCGGUGGGAUGCUCGCAUCAAGGGGCAACCGCCGCGAGAACGUCAGGGCUCUGCCGUAACCCCUCCUGGCAGUUUACCUUCCUCCUACUCCCAGCCUGGCCUGCAGGUGCCCGGUCAGCCAACCUGGCGCACUGGAUCUCAAGAUCUCGGCACCAGCUACACCGGCAAUUCCGCCGUCUUCUCUCAUUCUGAAAUGGAUUAUGAAGACCAGGACAUGUUGGAGCACGAAGCCGAUAAGAUGUCAUUGGAUGGUGAUGACGAUGGCUACGUCUCGUCGAUCGCUCCGGAACCUCUAGACCAAGACCUCGGAGACGGUGAAGUGACCGAUGAAGAAGACUGGGGCAGCAUUGGCGCUGCGGCACUGCGCGCAAGGUCUCUCCCAAACAAUGGACGGUCAAUAUCUGGUCACGCACGUCUGUAUCAGCCCAUCGCCACGUUCUCGUACAAGUCAACUCAGAGGUCCAGGACUCCAGCAGACAUGGCCCAUACCGCGCCUACGAACCCAGCACUCAACAACCUGAACACUUUUUCAUUCGCAACUAACGCUGGCGUUAACAACUCUCAAGAACAAGCUGCAAUCGAAGCACUCUUGAGUCUUGGUUCUAUGUAAUAAUACUGUCAUCAAGUUGGUUCAACCCCUACUAUUGGUGUGAUUGAACAACCUGGGACGCAUACACACCGGCACGUUGGUGUGAUCCUCUUUCACGAGGAUGCACGGCACCCACAACUCCAUGGUUACAG
Molecule: messenger RNA, 1513 nt
Organism: Exophiala viscosa
Lineage: Eukaryota; Fungi; Ascomycota; Eurotiomycetes; Chaetothyriales; Herpotrichiellaceae
Product: putative Sin3 binding protein-domain-containing protein
Exons: 2
Coding region: 198-1382 (394 amino acids)
Biological process (GO): positive regulation of transcription from RNA polymerase II promoter by glucose
Cellular component (GO): nucleus
Molecular function (GO): sequence-specific DNA binding
Source: RefSeq, a predicted model, not a curated record